CGGGCGGGCGGGCGGCGAGCGGCGGCCGCGCUGUCAGGCCGGUGUCGGUGUGAUGAAGAUUGGCGGGCAGGUCCUGGUUGGCUGGGAGGACCAUGGAAAAGCUGGAGUAACAACCGUGUAGAAGGCAAUGAAAAAGACCUGGAUUGCAGCAGUAACCCUCAGAGUGAUCCCGUGAGGAGCUUUCAGCACCCACCAGGAGUGGAAGAGGAGGGGACAGGAUCACCUUGGCCUCCAUCCCCUGUGCCCAGACCAAGGAGGAGCUCGCCUUCGUUUGCUGGACACAUCUCGGUUGUGAUCCCUACCCAGUUUUCAGGGCAGUGGGAGGACGCUUGCAGGGCAGUGGCUCCCUGAGCACCCCCUAACAGUUCUCGAUGUGAGUCCCAAGCAGGAUGCACCAUGUCUCCCCUGCACCAGCUCUGACCAUGAUGGCCACCCAGACCGUGCCUCCUCCUCCUCCCUACCAGGACACCCCGCAGAUGACAGCCACAGCCCAGCAGCCCGCCAAAGCCCAGCCCGUGCUCCUCACCACGCCGGCAGCAGCCGCCACCGCGCCGGUGCCGCCAGCGGGCGGCGACCCCCAGGCACAGCUGGAGGCCGACAAGAGGGCUGUCUACAGGCACCCUCUGUUCCCGCUGCUGACGCUGCUCUUUGAGAAGUGUGAGCAGGCCACGCAGGGCUCAGAGUGCAUCACCUCGGCCAGCUUCGAUGUCGACAUCGAGAACUUUGUCCACCAGCAGGAGCAGGAACACAAGCCCUUCUUCAGCGACGACCCCGAGCUGGACAACCUGAUGGUGAAGGCCAUCCAGGUGCUGCGCAUCCACCUCCUGGAGCUGGAGAAGGUCAAUGAGUUGUGCAAGGACUUCUGCAACCGCUACAUCACCUGCCUCAAAACCAAGAUGCACAGUGACAACCUACUCAGGAACGACCUGGGGGGGCCCUACUCCCCCAACCCCUCCUCCAUCAGCCUCCACCCCCAGGAGAUGCUGCAGAGCUCUCCAGCAGCGCUGCCGCCGGCCUCCAACCCCCCUGCGGGCAUCGUGGUGCCCGCGGCCACUCUGCCCCCUGGCAACCUGGCCAUGGGCACCGGCAGCAGCUCGCCCGCCGUGCCAGGUGGAGCCUUGUACCAGCCCGUGACCAUGGUGACGUCGCAGGGCCAGGUGCUCGCCCAGGCCAUCACCCCUGGCGCCCUGCAGAUCCCCAAUGCCCAGGUGAACCUGGAUCUCACCUCCCUCCUUGAUGGUGAGGACAAGAAGUCCAAGAACAAGCGGGGGGUCCUGCCCAAGCACGCCACCAACAUCAUGCGCUCAUGGCUCUUCCAGCAUCUCAUGCACCCCUACCCCACAGAGGAUGAGAAGAGGCAAAUUGCUGCCCAAACCAACCUGACCCUCUUGCAAGUCAACAACUGGUUCAUUAACGCCCGGCGGCGCAUCCUGCAGCCCAUGCUGGACGCCAGCAACCCGGACCCAGCCCCCAAAGCCAAGAAAAUCAAAUCCCAGCACCGGCCCACGCAGCGGUUCUGGCCCAACUCCAUCGCCGCCGGCGUCCUGCAGCAGCAGGGGGGCAACGCAGGGACAAACCCUGAUGGCUCGCUCAGCAUGGACAACCUGCAGCCCCUGUCAUCAGCCACUGCCACCAUGGCCAUGCAGCAGGCGAUGCUGGCAGCCCACGAUGACUCCCUGGAUGGCACUGAGGAAGAGGAGGAGGAUGAGGAGGACGAGGACGAGAUGGAGGAGGAGGAGGAAGAGGAGGAAGAGCUGGAGGAAGAGCCUGGUGGCCUCCCAGCAGCACCUGGUGCUGACCUUGGUUUGGACCACAGUGACUCACUGGAAUAGCUCCUCCUGCACCCUCCCAAAUCAUUGACAGCACCAGAUACAAAAUUCCCCCGAAAUGCAAAAAAAAAAAAAAUAAAGGCAAGAAGAAGAAAUGAGUGAGAAAAAAGCAAACUGGCAGCGCUGGCAGAGGCCCUGGCUGCCCCAGAGCACAGGGACCACCAUGGCAGCGCCCAGAAGUGGACACACGUUUACAAGGCACAUAUUGUGGCCAGAUUAAUCUCUUAUUUCAGGUUUUGUUUUUCUUUUUCCCUUCAUUUUUGGGUAAGCAAAAGCAUUUUUAGGGAAAGUUGUUUUCCCCACGUGACGCUCGGAUGCUGGUGGGCAGUGCUGGGCCCAUCCCUUGGAUUUCCUGGUGCAAAGAAAAGCCAAACCAACCCCAGGACUUGAUGCUUUUUGGAUUUUUCCCCCAGAAAGGUCAUUCACAGGCAUAAACACUGGCAUGGAGGGGGAAGAAAAAUAAUCAGCGAGUGCAAAUUCUGCUAUAUCCAAGGAGGGUUUGGUGCUCGACUCAUGGGAUUGCCCAAACCUCCCAACUUUGGCCCCGAUGCUGAGGCUGCUUGGUGACUCUGGACACAGCUUUCUGGAAAAGGGAGGAAAUUCCUCCAAAUCCUUUAAUUUAUGUGCUAAAACCUCUGCUGAAUCUGGAAAAAAUCCAACUAACCCCAUUCUCGUCUUUAAGGGCUGAGAUUGGAGGCAGAGUUGGGGCAAAGGCUGCCGGAAGUAAAACUUUUCCAAAGGCA
Zonotrichia leucophrys gambelii is the source of this 2572-nucleotide messenger RNA. RefSeq names its product PBX/knotted 1 homeobox 2 (gene PKNOX2). Gene Ontology annotation, biological process: regulation of transcription by RNA polymerase II. The transcript is spliced from 14 exons. The record is from RefSeq and is a predicted model, not a curated record. The coding region runs from base 390 to 1832 and encodes 480 amino acids. Gene Ontology annotation, molecular function: RNA polymerase II cis-regulatory region sequence-specific DNA binding. Lineage: Eukaryota; Metazoa; Chordata; Aves; Passeriformes; Passerellidae.